AGCAUUCAUCCUAGAGUGAGGUUAGUUAUCAACUCUCACAAUGACAGACAACUACCUAGGCAGAAAUCACGCAGAUCACGCACAGGCACAGCAUUGCUUCAGGUAUCAAAUCAUCAUCAUUCAUGCAGGUUUCAUUUCAUAUAAUACACUUCUUUAAAUGCCCAUGAUAUCACUUCACUUCCUCUCACCCCUCCUCGAUGCUUCGCCCGUGCAUUGCCCAUCCAUUACCACCACAACCCUUGCGCGCGCGGGCUGCCUCCAACCAGUGAGGCCUCACUCUCUUCGAGCAAAUCCCAUAACUCAUUUUUUUCAUAACUGCAAAAAAUGGGAGAACAAGCAAAAGGAAAAAAGAGAAAAAAAGAAUCCCAUGCCCGUCUCCAUAUAUGAUGUAAUAAUAUCCUUCUCAUAUCACCCGCAUUUUCGCGUCUAAUUGAUAUUUGUUCUUGUGAUAGUUGCCUGCCCUGUUGAGUCCCUGGAAAUGCGGAAGCAAAAUUAAA
Messenger RNA from Trichoderma harzianum CBS 226.95, 497 nucleotides. RefSeq lists its product as hypothetical. Lineage: Eukaryota; Fungi; Ascomycota; Sordariomycetes; Hypocreales; Hypocreaceae. The record is from RefSeq and is a predicted model, not a curated record. Bases 158 to 430 code for a protein of 90 amino acids. The transcript has a single exon.